Molecule: messenger RNA, 3000 nt
Organism: Annulohypoxylon maeteangense
Lineage: Eukaryota; Fungi; Ascomycota; Sordariomycetes; Xylariales; Hypoxylaceae
Product: transport protein Avl9-domain-containing protein
Exons: 4
Coding region: 351-2579 (742 amino acids)
Cellular component (GO): cytoplasm
Source: RefSeq, a predicted model, not a curated record
CUUGUCCUAUCCCAUCGUCUGGUUGGUUAGCGUACUUUCUCCUCGAUCUGCCUCCCGGGGAUUCUGUAUUGUUACCAAGAGUUCACCGCCUCUGCCCGCUCCGCCCGAGCUUCUAAACUAGGUCGGGUAUUAGCUAUAUGGAAAUCUUCAAUCCCGUUGGAUAGAUUGCCGCUUUGCCGUUUCUUACUCCACCUUCGGUUGGGAACGAGUGUGUAGUUACCAACUCAGCAUCAGCAUCGUCUACGAUCCACCUCCGUAUUUACCGCCGACAGCAGUACCACUUUCGAGUUUAUACGUACACGAUCCUCCAUCUAUAAUAUUGCCUGUCUAGAGGCGUGCGAAGCUUCGUAAUGGCCACCCCGGGUUCUAACAGCACUGGGGAGGGCGGAGAGACGGGUAAGGCGGCCGGCUUCAUACCGCUGGUGACGGUUGUAGACUUCCACCACCAUCGAGGUCCCGAAGUCGAGAGAUGGUUUGGCGUAGCCGAAGGGCAAGACCCAGCAGCCGACUAUGACUGGACGUUGCUCCCAUUCAUGGCCCUGAGCGAUGGGGCUCACGCGUCGACGGAAGACUUCUCGUAUUUUACCCUUCUACGGCCGGCUACCGACGAUUCUCCCGCAACAUCUCUCUUCGGCAUAUCAUGUACAAGACAAUUAGACGCCUCGCAAUUGCUGGUUCGACCUGCCGAUGUGACGCGUUCAACUGUUCAAAAGGCUGUCGUGGUGAUAGCGGACAGCCCGCAAUUCUUUGGCAUGCUUAGGGAGCGGCUAUCUAUCGUUACCAAUGCUUGGUUUGCUCAACGCGAGUUCAGUGAUACCGAAAUAUUGCGGCGAUUUCAAGAGAGCCUUGCGGAUGAAAAGACACGCGGUCAGAUGAACGAAGAUGUGGAUAGGGAUCAAUACCUGGGUAUGAGCCUCCGAGAACUGGUAAGGGAGUUCCGUUGGCAAACUCUAGUGUUGCUGAAAUGUUGUCUUCUACAGCCCAAGAUGCUCUUUUUCGGCUCGCGAUGCGAGCGCCUGUGCAUGAUGCAGUUCUCCCUCAUCUCCUUAAUACCGGGUUUGCUUAGAAGCCUUCAAGACUGUGCAGGUCCCGACUUGAACAACUACGAGAAAAAUCUGAGUAGGCCGACGAGCUUGAGGUCUAGUGACCGAAAUUCGUUACUUUCAUACAUGGGACUACCACUACAAAUAUUCGGCAAGGGAAGUUUGUUCGGACCAUACACGCCCUUGCAACAAUUGGAUGUCCUGGCGGACUUCGGCACUAAAUCAUAUAUAGUUGGCAGCACGAAUUCAUUACUAUUACAGCAAAGGGACCGAUACAGCGAUAUACUAAUCAACCUCGACGAGAACACGAUCAAUAUUACCUCCACCUCUCUACGCACCGCAUUGGCACUUUCCCAUUCCGAUAGACGAUGGAUUGAUGUUAUCACGCAAGAAGUGAAUGACACAUGGGACGAAGCAAAUCCAGGUCGGCCGAAGACAAUGGGAUACCGUGGCAGCGAAGAAUUCAUCCGGCUUCAAUUUGAAGAAUAUCUCCUAUCUCUCAUCUCUUCAGUCAAAUAUCAUAAUUAUCUCACCCAGAACGCCCACAACCCCAAAGCGCUUCUUCCGCACAUCGAGGGGGACCCUUCAGUGGAUUUCAGCAACGAAUGGGUUGAAUAUUGGAUGAGGACGGAGAAUUAUCGCAUGUGGAGUUCACAUACAGAUUCGCACCUGUUUGACAUCGUUGAACCGAAGCAUCCCUGUGCUGGGGGGCUUACCGUCGACGAUGUUCAGCGACGGAUCCAGCAACAGGUUCAAGACCUCCAUCUGGACGAAAGGUUCGCAGUUGGCAAGGAGGUUCUGGGGAGGAACCUAGCUGCAGGACGCGAUAAGGCAAGCACUAUGUUUAACAGGUUUUAUGCUGAUAUGGAAACUCUCCGCGAAGCGCAAAGGAAACGCGCCGAAGAGACCCAGGCAGCAGAAAAGAACGGUUCCGCGACAAAUGAUGCAGACUCAGGCAAGACGCAGCAAGCAGGGGGUUCGGUCAGCUCGAGAGCCGGCGCAUAUAUCGGUAGCUGGACUUCAUGGGCAGAUCAGAAACGGAAGCAAGGGUGGGGUCGAUCAAGCGGAAGCGCUAGCAGUGGCGGAUGGGGAUUUGGUAGUAAACGGUUGUCGAGAGGGUUUAACAUGGAUUCGGGCAGCGAAAAGAACGCCACGCCCCUUAGCAGUCCGGCACUCUCGUCCCCGGGAUUUACUUCUACCGAAAAAAUCCAAAUGUCGGAUGUGCAACACCGGUCUAGCGAGGGUACCGAUAGGAGGCCGCUUACUCAAGAUAGUUUUGGUGAGAGUCUGCUUGAUACUGCGGGUUCGACCGAGAGUGGAGCUUCUAGUCCGGCUAGUGUCCGGAAGCCUACCCCGGCCCCGGAACGCGGUGAUACGAUCAAUGGGUCGAAGUUAGAAGAAGUAAAAGAGCAAAGUGAAGUUGCGGAGGCAGCUGUGGAAAAGAAGGGUGAGGAGAAGAAGAGCGAAGAAAAGAGUGAGGAGGAAAGUAAAGAGAAGAUAGAGGAGCCGAAAGCAGCUGUGGAGACAACCGCAUAGCGGCAAAUAUAUACGAUGCCUACAUAUAAAGGUAUGACCGCGAGGGAUGAUAGUAGGAAAGGAGAUACAAGUACUCAAGGCAUCGAUUGGAUAAGAACGCAGGCUUGCUUAAGAAGCAACGGAUGAAGGGCCGAAUAGAGCGGUACGGCUAGACCUGGAUGAGGCUUUCUUGGCAUAGCUAUGGCUAGGAGCAUUUGACGGGAUGACUACGGGGGUGCAAGACACGCGGAUGAGAUGAGGGAUGUGGAGGUACCGAUUUAUAUUAUACACGUCUCCCUCCUUCCCUAGAUACCCUUGGGGAUGGGGAUAGGGGAAUGACGAUGGCCCACAGCCGAAUUACGUAGUAGGUAGGAUGAAAUGAAUCGAAACGAUUUGAAAUUCGACGAAUUAUGAAUCAUGGAUCACAAUGAAAUAAUUAACG